Molecule: messenger RNA, 1104 nt
Organism: Penicillium samsonianum
Lineage: Eukaryota; Fungi; Ascomycota; Eurotiomycetes; Eurotiales; Aspergillaceae
Exons: 6
Coding region: 1-1104 (367 amino acids)
Source: RefSeq, a predicted model, not a curated record
AUGCGGAAUUUAGCAGUCAUUGCCCGACUUUCUAGGCAGCCGUCCAUAUGCAGGCCGGUGGCACGGAAUACAGUGCUGAGCCUGAGCACAGUAUCAAUUCCUCGAUCCCGCACUCUUGCGCUACGCGAUGUAGCCGCAAUCACUCGCAAUCACAGCACUGCUUCGUCACGUCAGGAUGUAACGAAUAAGGCUCUUACGCGGUUGCAUGAAGAUGACGAGCUUCUCCUCUGUAGCCAGUGCGGCACACAGCACGAUGCGAAGGCAGCUGACGGACUCAACGAAUGCCAUAUUUGCAAUGAUCCUCGGGAGUCUGUCCCCGCCACAGGCCAGGCAUGGACAACGCUCGAUCAGGCUCAAACAAGUGGCAAGUUUAAGAACAUCAUUCGCCAGCAAUACCCAAACGAGCCUCAUAUAUACACUAUCCAAACCCAGUCAAUUCUUGGCAUUGGCCAGCGGUGCUUCUUGAUCAGGACACCGAAGGGCAACAUCCUCUGGGACUGUCUUGCCUAUAUCGAUGAUGCAACAGUGAAGGAGAUCAAUGCGCUAGGCGGCGUAGAUACUAUCUCCAUCUCGCAUCCCCAUUUCUGGACGACUCACCUUACCUGGUCCCGAGCCUUCAACAAUGCACCUGUCUAUCUCUCUGCUGAGGAGUCCCAGCUCGUAUCUCGACCAGACGUGCACGGGGUAAGGCGGUUCGUUAAGGAGAAGGAGUUUGAGCUUCUACCUGGCUCGGGUGCGACGCGUAUCAAGACUGGUGGCCAUUUUCCAGGCAGCUCCGUCUUGCAUUAUAAGAAGAGCAUGUUCGUGUCCGAUAGCUUGCAUGUGACGCGUUCGGCACUCUGGGACAUCGACCGCAAGCCUGGAACGGCAUAUUACGCCUUCCUGUGGUCGCAUGUCAACACAAUUCCUCUUACUCCUGAUGCCAUUGCCGGCAUCAUCUCGGCGAUCAACCCAUACGACUUUGACGUCGCGCAUGGUAUGUUCCCCGACCGUGACCUUCGAAAUGCGAAGCAGCGCGCGUUUGACUCGGCCCGCGUGGUCAUCAAUGCGAUGGGACAUGACGCGGAGCAGUAUCUGAAGAAUGUUAGUUUAGUACCUCGCUAG